AUGGGGAGGUGGGGGUGGUGCCGGAUUUAAGUAAGUCCCACUUGAGCAGUCUGGCCUUAAACUCGUAUAAUUAGCGUUAAGUGAUGUAUGCAAGCAGAAUUGCGAAUCAGGAGGGAAAGCUCGUCUGGUUGCGGCACUGUUCAUCUUGCAAAGGUGGGAAUCUCCUAGGUAACCUCUGGCACGCCCUCUGCGGCUUCCUUCAUUUAUAAACAACUGCACCAAUCGUGUGGAGCGUUGUAGGUGGGUGGCUUAUUCAUGUCGGAAGUGUCCUGCCAGCUCCAUUAACUUCGCUGCUUGUGGUUGCCGCUCCGUCUCGCUCUCAUGGUCGAGAGAGAGAUGACUAGGAAAGGUUUUCCCAGAUUUAGAGCAGCCUCGCCUCUGGACGUGUUGACCGCACCUGCAGUCCCCUCCCUCCCAGCGCAGUAGAGAUAAGGUGUUAUCGUCCUGCCACGGCAGUUGAUUGAUUAGGAAUAAGUACUUCAAAGCUAUAGAACUGCUUUAUGUGCUGAAAGGGUAGCCUGUUAGUCUCUCUAUCUGCACAUUCGUGCCUAAGGAAUCAGCUGUCGAAGUGUUAAGGAGUGGAGGAUCCGGGUGAUCUACGAUGACGUAAAGUAGAGGUUUGGAGGGCGAUUCUGCACUCACUCAACCAGAGAGAGACAGUGUUGUUUACCAGAGAGAUACAUGUUUCCUGCGUCUGAGCAUCGGUGUAAAAUUGUUCAAUUGGAGUGGGGAUAGUAACUCAGCAAAAUCUUACCGGUUUGGGUUUUAAUCGUUCUAUCAUUACAUUGUGAUAGAAAUGCGAUAUCCUCCCACACAACUGGACACCCAACUCUUCAUGUUUUUGUUCCCCUGUUUGUGCCGAAUGACCUUCCAUGUACGGUAGGUCUUAUCUUCCCUGAUCGCAAGGAUUGGGGGCACGUGUUCGAAGAUUACUUUCUCAUUUCAGAGUUAGAUUGCAUUCCUACGAGCGAAUCUUCAGCGACGAGGGAGAGAGAGGUAAAAAAAAAACAAAAAAAAAAAAAAAAAAAAAUUCUUACUGUUAGGAUGCUCCACAUACCAGUGAAAAGCAUUGACACUUCAGCUGAGCAGUUUUCUACAGACAUUGUGAUCUGGUUUGUGCAUCGUACACUGACUCAACGAACAGCUAGUGAAGAUCAGAACGGCAUCAACCAGGACUUUUGAGAAGGGUUUUAGAUUCAGAGCAACCUCAACAAGAAGGAUACGCCCAGUAUUAGCCGUUAUAAGACUAAUCGCUUGGGACGCCGGUCACUACCCCGGGGAUUUUAUUGUGUGUCGCUCAUCAUCGCGUGCGAUGCCGGACCAGGACCGAAGAGCCCAGUUUUUGCACUCCCUGGGUCAUGGUCUGGAAUCUGGAAAGCGGUGUUCCAGUUGUCCAGCCUUCAGGGUAACCUACCAAGCGGAUUGCGUGUGCUGUGGGCGCAAGGUGGACCAUCACGAGUUUUCCAAAGUCGAUGCAGGCAAAGCACCCAUGAAUAUGAAACGAGAGACUUCCACAGAAACCUAUCCUCUGCUUGUUAGCCAACCUUUAGCUCAAGGAAACCAGGCUCCGCAUUGCCGGAGGGCAGGCAGGAGACGACACAAGCUUUGCUCUAUUCCCAUUCUAAGAACUGCCAACAGUUUCCAAAGUCGACCUUGCGCCGAAAUUGGAGAUCGGGUGAGAUCGAUGACCACGCUUUCAGGCGGCUUCAAGAACUCAAAAUUGAUAUCUCAGCAACCAAAUCAAGUAGUAGUCAGGUCGUCUUCGUCGCGACUGAGCAAGUAUGUACACCAAAGGAACUUAGGGAAGUUGUCUGCAGUGAAAGUUGGUGGUCACCAUGAAUUUAGAGGAGUUCGAACGCGCAAAGGCGUCAAGGGGUUUCUCGUGGAGAUUCGACCUCCAAGGUGGAAGAGGACUAUCUGGCUGGGCACCUACAGUACGGAUGUUGAGGCUGCAGGAGCUUUUGAUGCUGGUGUUUUCUAUACCAACAAACCUGACAAGAAGUACAAUUUCCGUGAUUUGGAGAGAGAAUUUCCACCGCUGCCGCCUCAUCUGCGGCUAGACAAUGCUGAAAGCAUGAACGAAAUCAAGUGCUUUGUUCAGAAGCAAGCUAAAGAAGCAGCGGCGGCAGCCCGUCGGAUGUGGAAUAAUGGAGUUCAACUGCAUCAGGAUGAAUCAGUUAAGGAGAUGUCAGAGGCUGAAGUAGCAGACACUGAUACCUCCAAUGAAUCUUCCGAGUUAUCUAGCCUCUCUGAAGAUCUACCUAAAACUGCUGAAGUCGGAUUUGAAGGUGAAUAUGGAGACAUGCCGCUGGACAUGGAAUACCUCCGAGGCGCACAGGAAUCAGAUGAUUGGAUAGACGAACUAAUGCUGGAGCAAGACGGCCUGCCGCAGCUAUGAGCCCAUAAGAAACAUCCAGUAUCAACCAAGCGUUUGGCAACCUUUCUUAACAGUACCUCCAACACACGAAUCACGGAGUCCCCGCCGUCUCAGCGCUGCGUGGUUGUACCAUCCUAUCUCCAUGUUGUUUAGAGUGAACCAUAGAUUCGGCAUCACCGUUAAGCUUUUCCACGUCCCGUUUAACUGCUUAGAAUCAACCAUCGUUCGGAUUGUCGCAUGACAGCUCAUCGUGUGGACAUGAGAGAGCAUGCUGAAGUGUUCCAGGUGCAACACAGGCCCUACAAUGCAUUAAUUCACCUGUGAAUGGUAUCAUCCAACAUGAAGCUCAUGAGUUGAUCGCACAGGUUAUUUGUAGAUCCACAGAAUGUGUCUUUAGAGCAACACCUACUCAUGAUAACAGGUUAUCCAUCGUAGGCUGUCCUGUGUGCAUAGCACAUUGAUGAGAAGAUUUAGCAGACUCAUGAAUAACCGAAUCAUUAUAAUCGCCUCUCUACGUAUAUAUAUAUAUAUAUAUAUAUAUUGGUACAUACACACUCCUAGUACCAUUCUCUUGGACUGUAAUCAUUUGUCAUCUCAA
This is a messenger RNA of Physcomitrium patens, 2975 nucleotides long. RefSeq lists its product as uncharacterized. NCBI's taxonomy places the organism in Eukaryota, Viridiplantae, Streptophyta, Bryopsida, Funariales, Funariaceae. Gene Ontology annotation, molecular function: DNA binding; DNA-binding transcription factor activity. The record is from RefSeq and is a predicted model, not a curated record. Gene Ontology annotation, biological process: regulation of DNA-templated transcription.